CCAGGCUUGUAACGCUAGGGUGGAAAUGAAAAAAGGUUCUGAAUCUGCUAAUUGACUGUCCAGUGUCUGGGGAAUGGAGCUAAAUGGAGUGAAUAUCCUGCUAAUUUUUUUUUAAUGGGAUACUCUGAAAUAACUGUCUGGGUAACUUAUGAAUCACAGCCAUUUUCAUACUGAACAAAGAGGGAUCUGUUUCCACAGUCUAGGACUGGGCUUUGAUCAGACCUAGCAGCUAACCCUUCAGCUGAGGUGCCAUCGUAGAGAACAAUGGGAAAUGAGUAUGGAGGAAGACUAGCAGGAGCCCUGCUAUGUUUUAUUAAAGCUUGAUCAAUGGUGCAGGUAUAAAAGUCGGAAGGAACCCCCUGUUCUGCUGAGAUAUCACCACAGGGCUGGGUUUGGGCUUGUUGGUUCGAUCUGCCAAAGUGUUCCCAUGCUAAAUCUGCUCCUAGAAGCAAUGCAGAGUAAUUAGGAAUCCUAGACUGCAGUAGUGCCUACAGGCCUUGAUUGGGAUCUGGGCUCCAUUGUGAACACACAAAAGCCCUGCACUGAAAUGUACAGUCUCUAAAGAAUUAUAGCAAGAGAGUUCUGCACAGCUUAGAGUGAUGAGAUAGAGCCCUUCAUGUCUUGGUCACAGGUUCAAAUCCCAUGUCAGCAGUACAUUAAAGCUGUCAUCAUUCGUGACCUCCUAUCAGGUGUAUGUUUAAAACAAAACAAACCCUUUCAGUUGGAACUAAUUAGCCCCCGGCUGAUAGUCCUUGCUGAGGCUGGAGAUCCAAAUAAUUUUUCCCUGCCUGAUGUGAUUUCCCCUCCACUGCAGACUUCUGGAAUGUUGGGGUGUGUGAAUCUUGCCCUGCCCCAUCUCUGGGGGGUGUGCACAGUUUGCUCCCCGGGGCCCGUUUUGCCUAAUUCUUAACAAAUAACAGACAAAAUGACUGAACAGUCUUUCAUUUGUUCAUUUAAAUAUAAAAUGUUGUUUAUAAAUAAUACUAGCUUGUGCAUGUCAAAAAUCACUGCAGGUAAAAAAUUAAAUAGAGAUAAACCCAGAGCAAGGGUCAUCAACACCCUCAUCUAAUUCCUCUUGCCUUUAAAAACCCCCAAAAUGUCAUUGACCCUCUCUUCUUGACCUGGACUCUUACUCUGAGCUUCAGCCCGCUUUUCCAGCCUGGCCUUUUCUGUUUGAAUGUAGUGGGCCAGAUCCCAAGCUAGUGUAAAUCAAUAUAGCUCCAUGGAUGUCAAUGGGCUGGGUCCCCCGCUGGGUCAGGCUGGGUAAGUGCAACAGGUCCCGCUCAACAUAGUGACUGGUUUGAAAAUGAUAUUGUGGUUACUGCAGCUUGCUGGGGCAGUGACUUGUCAGUGAUCUGUGGCCCGCACUGUACUCUGAUAGGAGACCUCCAGUGGUAACGCAGGGGCCUGUGGGUGAAAGUAAUACUGACCCCAGUGCCUCAGCGUGGUGGUAGGGGUCCUAUGCCACCAGGGGGCUGUCCUCUUCUGGAUGAGAUGCAAAACCAAAAUAGUGACCUUCAGCUCGGACCGAACUGGCGACCUAAGAGCAAGAGCCACUACAGGCCUGAGUCUUCCAGCUGAGACCUGCAGCUGAGGCCUGUCAUCAGUGGAAUGGUCAAGGUCCAAAUUUCUCAGUCCAGAUUCCAGAGAAAAUAAUAAUAAAAAAAAGUAAAUUAAAAAGAUUUUGGGGGUCUGUUCAAAAGCAUCUGGCAGUCUGGCUUGGCUCGCGGUCCGCUGAUUGAUUACCCCUGUUGUAGGUGAUCCACACGGGAGCAGCUUCUGUCUGCACUUGAAUAGCUGAAGCUGGAGAAAGGGGGUGAAAGAGGGGCUUUGUCUCCUUUGUUAACAGUGUCUCCUUUUAGUGCCCAGAGGUUCCUUGCUGCAGUGGGUUACUGAGCCUGCGACUGGCCCCAGCCUGGGGAUCGUGUUCUCAAGAUGGAAGACAAGAAGAAGAAGAGGAGUCCAAAGCCUGGCCUAGCUCAGCCUGUGUCAUCCAGCGCUCUGCGCAAACUGCCCGUCCCCACCAGCAAAAGCACCACCUUCUCUCUGGGGCUGCCUCACCUGCCCUCACCAAAGCAACGGGCCAAAUUCAAAAGGGUGAACAAGGAGAAAUCUCGUCUGCCUCAGCCUGGGGGCAGUGGGGGCGCAGCACUGGGGGCCCCUCUGCAGCACUCCUUCCUGACCGACGUCUCGGACGUUUAUGAGAUGGAGGGUGGGCUGCUGAACCUGCUCAAUGACUUCCACUCGGGCAAACUGCAGGCCUUUGGGAAGGAGUGCUCCUUCGAGCAGCUGGAGCACGUCCGGGAGAUGCAGGAGAAGCUGGCGCGCCUGCACUUCAGCCUGGAUGUCUAUGUAGAGGAGCUCUCUGAGGACCAGAAGAAGACGGUGGCAGAUAGUAACCUAGAUCAGCUGCUGACUAAUUUGGAAGAGCUCAGCAACUCCAUCCAAAAGCUGCACCUAGCGGAGAAUCCAGACCUGGAGGAUGCUGCCACUGCCUAGCUGGCUGCCUGAUCCCUCCAUAGGCAACAGAGGGCAGCAUUGAGGAUUCUGGAGCCAAGGGAAAGCUCCACCAGCUCGACUCUGUCAUGGCCCCUCUGAACAGUAGGAGUAUAAAAGGAAGGACACCCCUAAGAGAAGGGGUUUGGGGGGUGGGCUGGGGGAGGGGCAUGUUGUCUAAUAAUUUUGUAUCAAAAUCCAGGAUUUUUAGAGCAUCCGAAAAGGCCAAACACUGUCAAGGUAACUUGAAAAGUAAACAAGAAAAUCCUAGAGGAAAGACGGGGAAUCAGCAGUGCUGGGUUCUCUCUCUCCUGAUCUCUUCCCAGCUCACCAUGUGACCUUGGGCAAGUAGCUGUACCUCUCUGUGCCUGAGUUUUUUCCUCCCCCUUCUUUUUAAAAAUGGGGUUAGUGAUACUUGAGCAACCUUGUAUAAAGCUUUUUGAGAUUCCUGGAUAAGAAGUGCCAUAGCAAACAAAGCAUUGUUAAUGGGAGAUAGAACAUUUCAUUUUCAGGCUGUGGGAUUCAGUUUGGACCAUUCGAGGGGCUGUGAGUGAAAUGAGUUUGGUGGGUUUCAGUCUGGUUCCUAGUGGACAAACAGCUACAUCACAAAAUCUUGCAAAAUACCCCAGGCCUUUUGUAGAAAUUCUUUCUGUGGGGGUUGGGUAAUAUUUCCAUUCCAACAAGGAUAGAAGUGGUGGCUUUGCUAGACCAGACACCAAAUGUAAGAAGAGAGGAGUUUAAACAACUAACAUUUCUACACUUACACACACGUCCACUUUUUAACAGCUAAGCUGCUCCAAUUUGACACUGAAGGUGAAUAGAUGAGUGUAUGUUUACAUGUCAGAAUGUUUUUCUAGUAGUAGAAUGUAGCACUAAAUAAUGAAAUUGUAAUGUAAAUAAACUAGGUGUGGUAUUUUGCUGUUUUCA
Molecule: messenger RNA, 3423 nt
Organism: Gopherus flavomarginatus (Mexican gopher tortoise)
Lineage: Eukaryota; Metazoa; Chordata; Testudines; Testudinidae
Gene: CCDC28B
Product: coiled-coil domain containing 28B
Exons: 6
Coding region: 1936-2499 (187 amino acids)
Source: RefSeq, a predicted model, not a curated record